Messenger RNA from Pantherophis guttatus, 5300 nucleotides. RefSeq names its product tubulin beta 1 class VI (gene TUBB1). Lineage: Eukaryota; Metazoa; Chordata; Lepidosauria; Squamata; Colubridae. Gene Ontology annotation, biological process: microtubule-based process. The record is from RefSeq and is a predicted model, not a curated record. Gene Ontology annotation, cellular component: microtubule. Gene Ontology annotation, molecular function: GTPase activity; structural constituent of cytoskeleton; GTP binding.
AAAGACAGGGUUGCAUAGCUUGGGCUGGAUGGGCCGAGUCCUUGUGCAUAAGAUUACAUGGAUAGGAGGUGCGUUCAUUAAAGGGACACUGAAUUAUUGGAAUGUUUUCCUUCUUUGGGACUUCCUUAUGAAUGUCAUAUCAGAAGAGCUCUUGUAAGCAGUGGGAGGUGCCAGAUGUUCCCAUGUUGAUGCUGUUGCUUGCAUUUGCACUAGAAGUCACAUUUGGCAGAUGAUAAGGGUAGCUAUAGCUGACACUACAGGGGCUGAGUGAGCCUUUUAGAGAGAACAUCUGGAAAAGAGGAACCCACCUACGUUGCUGGAUCUAGGCAAGAUGCGUGAAAUUGUGCAUGUCCAGAUUGGCCAGUGCGGGAAUCAGAUCGGUGCUAAGUUCUGGGAAGUCAUCAGUGAUGAGCAUGGGAUUGACACCACGGGAAAUUAUCACGGUGAUUCACCAUUGCAGCAGGAAAGAAUUAAUGUGUAUUUCAAUGAAGCUUACUCUCAUAAGUAUGUUCCUCGUGCUAUCCUGGUAGACUUGGAGCCUGGGACGAUGGACAGUGUGCGAUCGAGCAAAAUAGGUCCACUCUUUCGGCCGGAUAACUACAUUCAUGGAAAUUCAGGUGCUGGUAACAAUUGGGCAAAGGGUCAUUAUACCGAAGGGGCCGAAUUGAUUGAAAAUGUGAUGGACAUUGUGAGGAAUGAAUCUGAAGGAUGCGACUGCCUCCAGGGCUUUCAGUUCGUCCAUUCUCUUGGAGGUGGGACGGGCUCUGGAAUGGGCACCCUUCUGAUUAACAAGAUCAAAGAAGAAUAUCCCGAUAGGAUCAUGAACACUUUCAGCGUAGUGCCUUCACCCAAAGUUUCGGACACUGUUGUUGAACCGUACAAUGCCAUUUUAUCAAUCCACCAGCUGAUAGAAAACACAGAUGAAACCUUCUGCAUUGACAAUGAAGCCCUGUAUGACAUCUGCUUUAGAACACUGAAGCUCCCCACACCAAGCUAUGGAGAUCUAAACCACUUGGUGUCACUCACCAUGAGUGGCGUCACGACCUCACUUCGCUUCCCUGGCCAACUCAAUGCAGAUUUGAGAAAGUUGGCAGUCAACAUGGUGCCUUUCCCCAGACUUCAUUUCUUCAUGCCAGGAUUUGCUCCACUAACAUCUCGGGGCAGUCAACAAUACCGAGCUUUGUCAGUCCCAGAACUUACCCAACAGAUGUUUGAUGCUCGGAAUAUGAUGGCAGCUUGCGACCCACGUUACGGGCGGUAUUUGACGGUGGCCUGCAUCUUCAGAGGCCACAUGUCUAUGAAGGAAGUGGAUGAGCAACUAUUGGCGGUGCAGACUAAAAAUAGCAGUCACUUUGUGGAAUGGAUCCCCAACAACGUUAAAGUGGCCGUCUGUGACAUACCUCCUCAUGGGUUAAAAAUGUCUGCCACUUUCAUAGGCAAUAACACGGCCAUUCAGCAGCUCUUCAGCCGCCUCUCUGAUCAGUUCUCAGCUAUGUUCAAAAGAAAAGCAUUUCUCCACUGGUACACUGGUGAAGGGAUGGAUGAAAUGGAAUUUUCUGAGGCAGAAGGCAACACCAAUGACUUGGUUUCCGAAUACCAGCAGUAUCAGGAUGCAAAAGCCGAUAUAGAAGAAUAUGAGGAAGUGGAGGAGGAAGUCAGGGAAGAAGAAAAGGAAACAACUCAAAUGGAAAAGCAAUGACUGACUUUUGGUCUUUAAAACUUUAUAAUAUAAUAUGCCGAUUGUUACCAUUUAAUGUGGCUGGAUUCUCUCCAAAAACGAAUGGAAAUCAAAUGAAGGAACAAGCAUUUGUUGUUGUUGUUAGUUGCAAAGUCGUGUCCAACCCAUCAUGACCCCAUGGACAACGUUCCUCCAGGCCUUCCUGUCCUCUGCCAUCCUCUGGAGUCCAUUUAAGUUCAUGCCGACUGCUUCAGUGACUCCAUCCAGCCACCUCGUUCUGUCGUCCCCUUCAAUCUUUCCCAGCAUUAGGCUCUUCUCCAGGGAGUCCUUCCUUCUCAUUAGGUGGCCAAAGUAUUUGAGUUUCAUCUUCAGGAUCUGGCCUUCUAAAGAGCAGCCAGGGUUGAUCUCCUCUAGGACUGACCUGUUCGAUCGCCUUGCAGUCCAAGGGACUCACAGGAGUCUUCUCCAGCACCAUAGUUCAAAGGCCUCAAUUCUUUGGUGCUCAACCUUUCUUAUGAUCCAACUUUCACAGUCAUACAUUGCAACUGGGAAAACCAUAGUCUUGACUAUAUGCACUUAUACAAACAACCAUUACUAUGCAUUAAGCCAAGUUCUAUCUGACUGUUUUUUUUUAAUUUAAAUGCAUUGCAGAAUUAACCCAACAACUUAGUAUUUGAUUUAAGAGCUUCACCUUAGGCAAUAAGUAUUUCCUCUGAAUCAGUGCCUUCACUGUAGUAUUCCAAAUAAAGAAGCAAAGCUAAGCAUAUGACAUGCUAAAUUAACAGGGCAGAAAAUGUAAUCAGUCAAUUUAUAGGUUUUUAUGUAUAUCUCUAGAACAACUUUGUCUUAACUUUGGCAACUUUUAAGAUAUGUGGACUUCAACUCCCAGAAUUCCCCAGCCAAUGCACACAACUGAAGGUUGCCAAGGUAGGGAUACACUGACUUAGAACCUUGUACUUGAAUGUGCCAGCCAGCUUAUUUAGUUUAUUAUGGGGAAGGACCACUACGAUUCCCAUUUGUGUUUCUAGUAUAUUUAAGCUUUUGCAGAUUUAAGACGAUCAGUCUAAUGAAUAUAAGAUCUAACUUAAGCUGUUAACAAGACAUUAAAAAUUAUUACCCCUUAAAUCAUUUAGCUGACCUACGCACCUAUUAAUUGGAGAGACGUUCCUUUCACUGGAUCAGCUCUCCCACAUAAGGCAAGAAAAUAAGAUUGAUGCUGCCAGAUGAAAUCAAAUGGUCCAAAGUUUCACCAGCUAAACAUUCUGGAAAGGCUUCAACAGCCCUUACCCUUAUCUACAAACAUGUCAAUUGCCUUUGAACACAGCGAUUUUAUUUAACCAUGAUAGUUAAAAGCUAUUGAUGGAUCCUGUUCUUAUUAAUUUACCCAGUCAUUCGAGUCUAUGAAUGAUGGAUUAUUUUAUUUUGAAUCAAUUAAGGUAACACAUUGGGUGGCGUGAUAGCUCAGUGGUUACGAUGCUGGGCUUGUUGGUUGGAAAACUGGCUGCCCAGGUUCAAGAGUUCAGUUCCAUGCGAUGGGGUGAGCUCCCAUCCUCACUUCAGCUCCUGCGAAUUUAGCAAUUCGAAAGCAUGCAAAUGUGAGUAGAUAAAUAGGUACCCCUUUGGUGGGAAGGUAACAGCACUCCGUAAUGUCAUGCUGGCCAAGUGACCGCGGAAAUGUCUUUGGACAGUGCUGACUCAAUGGCCUUGAAACGGAGAUGAGCAUCACCCCCCUAUAGUUGGCAAUGACUAGCAGAAUAAAAUCUCCUUUACCUUUUUUUCUUUUUUAAUGUAACACAUUACAGGUAGUCCUCAACUUACGACUAUUCAUUUAGUGACUAAAGUUAUGGCAGCAUUGAAAAAAAGUAACUGGUUCUCGCACUUAUGAUUGUCAUAGUUCACUGCACUCAUAUGAAUAAUGGUGGAUUCACUUAUCAACCAUGGUGAUUUGCUUAAUGGCACCAAAAAGGUUGUAAAAUUGAGUACAACUCCCUUACCAACUAUUUCAUUUAACAAUAGAAGCUCCAAUGCCAACUGUGGUUGUAAAUGCAGACUAUCUGUAUGUAUUAUGUGAAUACUUUUUGUAUUUUGAAUGUACUGUAAAUUAUAGUUCAUUGUAACUCACUCCCAGAUAUCAACAUGGAAUUAAGAUGACUACCUAACACUACCAAUGUCAUUGCUAAGAGGCUCAGUGGGGAGAGCAGAGCCAGAGUUGAUACUUUAAAUUACCUGUUUUAUACUAAUUCCCUUGCAAAAUUCACAAAACCAAAUUUACUUUGAGAAUUCCGCCAUAGUUAAAAGAUUAAAUACAGCCAUUUAGAAGAAUAAAUACAUUUUGGGAAAGAGGAAGUACUGCUUAAUGUAUUAGAACAUGUUCUAUGUAAAGUAUGCAUGUGUAUAUAUGGAAUUAUGCUUCAUAUUAGAUAUAUGUGUAUACACACACAUAUACAUGUUGGUGUGUACUAUGUAUGUGUAAAAAUUGAGUUUUCAGUGGUUUGAGCAAAACUCCUGAAAUGAUAAUAUGUACAUAUUUUCCUUAUAAAAUGUGGUAGCAUUAUUUACAAGAUUAUUAGCUAUAGGAUUUGUAUAUAGGAGAACCAGUAAAAGGCUACAAAAUGUGAACUCUAGUCCCAUUUUAGGCAUAAAAGCUGGCUGAGUGAUUUUGAGCUAGUCACUCUGUCUUAGCCCAACCCACUUCACAGGGUUGUUCUUGUGGGUAAAAUAGGAGGAAGGAGUGUAUGUUCACCGCCGUGAGUUACUUAUAAAAAUAAGGAAACAGGAUAAAAGAAAUCAAAAGAAAAUUUCACUUAUAGGACAGAAAAUGUAUUGUAUAAUAAAUCUAUUGGCCUUUACGUUGUUAUAGGACUCUUAACAAUUUUUCUACCAAAGACUUCAAGGGAACUUUCUUGUAAUUGCUUAUAGAAAUACCGGUAAGUUUGCAUUUAUCAACUUGAUGUUUAGAUAUUCUAAAUGACAUGGUGGCAGCAGAUGAUAGAAAUUAACACAUCUCAAAAAGGUACCAACAAUGGUAAGCUAGAGGCUCAAGAAAUUAUAGAAAAAAAACCUGGAGACUGGAUCAUAGAGGUCAGCUGGUUUAGGUUUUUUUCCUAUGUAGCAUCCAAUAAUUACUUUAAACCAGGGCCGUCAAAACUCCUGGCCCACAGGCCAGAUGCAUCACCCACUGGCCACACCCACGACCGGUUUAGCGAAAGGAAAAAAACGUUCCGAUACGUCAUGUGACGCCGCAAUGACGUGAGUUUGACACCCUUGCUUUAAACAGUAGCAUUAUAUAAAACAUUGCACUAAACCAGCUCCCCUCUACCAGUCAAGUCAGAUGCUGCCAGCUACAGUAUUAAUAUACAUUUCUUUUUAUCUUGCACUUUUGCUGAUAGUGUGUUGUGCAGAUUUCUGUUGAAUGUUUAUACAAAAUGUGAGAAUAUGAGAAUCUCCAUAGACGUACAAAAUAUUUAUUUUUCUAUCGUAUAAAACUGAUUUUGCUAGCAGAAAAAUGGAGAAAUAUUUCUCUUAGCUGCCAUUUACUUUACUCGCAUCAUUUUCAUUUUAUUUAAGCUACUGUUGCAAUGCAAGUAUUAUACAAAAGCCAAUAAAAUGAGAUUAAACAGAA